UAAGCUUAUUAUUUCUGUAGCAGAUCAUUAUAUAAAUUAAUUACACAGUCACGCUAGUCGUCCCGCUUUAAUGAUUUUCAAUACUGAAGAACUUACAUCACGGUUAACAGAUAUUGUAUCAUUGAUAAAAGAGGAAACUGCUUUUUUAACAUCAUAGUCGAAGAAACAACAAAGUCAAGGGCAAAAAACCCCGAAACAGAGGGGCGGUCAGGCGAAACAGUGCAUCUUUUGCUAUCGCAGAAAUUGUGCGGCUUCGCAAGUAGUGACACGUCUAGACUUAAGUAAUCUGUGGAUUCUCGAUAUCAAAAAUUGUCAGAGAUAAGCCAAGUAUGAGUUUAUAAUAGGAGUUCCCUGUACGUUUUUAAUAGGCUCAUCAGUAUUCUCUUUCGCAUUGUACUUUUAGUCACGCGUGAAAAUGGAAGGCGCGAAUAUUUUAAUCUGUGGUUUUCUUCUGGUAUUUAUGGCCGAUGGAAAUUCCGGCCUACAAUGCUUCGUUUGCCAAAAUUGUAAAGAGGUAACACGGGACAACGUCCAAACAUGUGAACCACUAAGUCCAUCCACUACGGUGCCUACAGUUACGGAACCUUAUCAGACUACCACUGAAGCUACAACCACGACCACUGAAGCCACAACUACAACUAUAGAACCAACUACUACGACUACGACAACAGAAGCAACAUCCACUACUACAGAACCUACAAUUGUGACAACCGAAGCUACUACAACAACUGAGGUUACAAGUACAACAGUAGAACCUACUACUACUUCAACUACGAUUUUAACAACCGAAGCUACGACUACAACAUCUGAACCUACAACUAGUACAUCUGAAGCCACAACUACUAUAACGACCGAAGCUACGCCUACAACAACUGAACUUACAACUACAACAGCUGAGGCUACAGCUACUACAACUGAACUUACAACUACGGCAGCUGAACCUAUGACUACUACAUCUGAACUCACUACUAUGACAACUGAAGCUACCGCUACUAUCAGACAGCAGACUUCUGACCUCACCGGCAGUUUAAGUGUAAAGAACCGAUUCUACAGGAGUGUCAAGCAAGAUAGAGAAGAUGACGUGCAAGUGAGAUGCGUUGUCACCAGUUACAUGGAAGAAAAUGGUGAAGAAAAUGUAGUCCGCGGCUGUUCAUAUGAACCUACUAACACAACAGCUAGUUGCCACGAAGCCAUCGGGCGGGAUGAUGUGGACCUGGUCCGUUGUUCCGUUUGCGACGGCGAUCUUUGCAACUCCGCGGCGGUAGCGGCCGUCACUUUUGUACCAUUAAUCUUAGGAUUAUUGAUUAAUUUAUAAAUAACUAGCGACCCGUCCCGGCUUCGCAUGGGUUAACAAAUUAUACACCGGAACCUUCCUCAAGAAUCACUCUAUUGAUAGAUGAAAACCGCAUGAAAAUUCGUUCAGUAGUUUUUGAGUUUGUCGCGAACAUACAAACACACA
This is a messenger RNA of Cydia fagiglandana, 1459 nucleotides long. RefSeq names its product integumentary mucin C.1-like. The coding region runs from base 461 to 1315 and encodes 284 amino acids. The record is from RefSeq and is a predicted model, not a curated record. The transcript is spliced from 6 exons. Lineage: Eukaryota; Metazoa; Arthropoda; Insecta; Lepidoptera; Tortricidae.